This is a messenger RNA of Thlaspi arvense, 2544 nucleotides long. NCBI's taxonomy places the organism in Eukaryota, Viridiplantae, Streptophyta, Magnoliopsida, Brassicales, Brassicaceae. The record is from the annotation of a GenBank genome assembly.
AUGUCCACCGUUCCCAUUGAGCCUCUUCUCCACCAUUCUUCUCUUCGUCGCAACUCUAGAAUCUAUCGCGGAGCUAGAGGCUUCUUGCCUUGCUCGUUGAAUCUCCGUUGUCAUCUCACUUCGAAGAAGCUACACUCGGUUGGUAGAAGCGUCGGCUCCGGCACGAGCUUAGGUUUUCGCAGAAGGUGCGCCGCGAUUCGAGCUAGCUCCUCCGAUACUGCCGUCGUCGAAACCUCUCAAUCGGAUGAUGUCAUCUUCAAGGAAAAUUUCCCCGUACAGCGAAUCGAAAAGGCAGAAGGAAAGAUUCAUGUUCGAUUGAAGCAAGUGAAGGAGAGUAAUUGGCAGCUGAGUGUUGGAUGUAGUCUUCCUGGAAAAUGGAUCAUUCACUGGGGAGUUUCAUAUGUGGGUGAUACUGGCAGUGAAUGGGAUCAACCUCCGGAAGAUAUGAGACCACCUGGUUCGAUUGCCAUCAAGGACUAUGCCAUAGAGACACCUCUAGAGAAGUUAUCUGAAGGAGAUUCGUUUUAUGAAGUUACUAUUGACCUAAACUUGGAAAGCUCAGUAGCAGCUCUCAAUUUUGUUUUGAAGGAUGAGGAAACUGGGGCAUGGUAUCAGCACAAAGGGAGAGAUUUUAAGGUUCCUUUUUUUGAUGAUGUUCCUGAUGAUGGAAAUUUGAUCAGAGCAAAGAAAAGCUACGGUGCCCUUGGACAGCUCUCAAACCUCGUUGUCAAACCAGACGAGCCCGGUGCAGAUGUUCAAGAAAAGAGCGAGAGCUCGUCUGAUUUGACAAAAGAAAGAAAAGGUCUUGAAGAGUUUUACGAGGAGAUGCCAAUUAGUAAACAUGUUUCCGGUGAUAACUCAGUCAGCGUAACUGCAAGGAAAUGCCCUGAAACAUCUAAGAACAUUGUGUCGAUUGAAACUGAUUUACCGGGUGAUGUUACUGUUCACUGGGGAGUUUGCAAAAAUGGCAGUAAGAAAUGGGAAAUUCCAGCUGAACCUUACCCGGAAGAAACAACUUUGUUUAAGAAGAAGGCAUUACGCACUCGUUUACAACGAAAAGACGAUGGAAAUGGAUCUUCUGGGUUAUUCUCUCUGGAUGGAAAGCUUGAAGGAUUAUGUUUUGUUCUCAAGUUAAAUGAAAAUACUUGGCUAAAUAAUAGGGGUGAAGACUUCUAUGUCCCUUUCCUUGCUUCAAGUAGCUUGCCCGUUGAAACUGAAGCUGCUCAAGUGAGUGGAAAGACACCCAAAACAAAUCAAGAAGUGUCCGAUAGUGGAUUUACUGAUGAGAUCAUCACUGAGAUAAGGAACUUGGCAAUUGACAUUUCCUCUCACAAGAAUCAGAAGACAAACGUUAAAGAAGUGCAAGAAAACAUUCUCCAGGAAAUUGAGAAACUUGCUGCGGAGGCAUAUAGCAUAUUUAGAAGCACAACUCCAACCUUUUCCGAGGAAAGUGUUUUAGAAGCAGAGGCUGAAAAGCCUGAAAUUAAAAUCUCCUCGGGGACUGGCUCGGGAUUUGAGAUAUUGUGUCAGGGAUUCAACUGGGAAUCUCAUAAAUCUGGGAGAUGGUACAAGGAACUUCAAGAAAAAGCCGAUGAGUUAGCUUCACUUGGAUUCACUGUUCUGUGGUUACCUCCACCGACAGAAUCUGUGUCACCUGAAGGGUACAUGCCUAAAGACCUGUAUAACUUGAAUUCCAGGUAUGGAACUAUUGAUGAGCUAAAAGAUACCGUGAAGAAAUUUCACAAGGUUGGGAUCAAAGUUCUUGGCGAUGCUGUUUUAAAUCACCGAUGUGCACACUUCAAGAAUCAAAAUGGUGUAUGGAAUCUCUUUGGAGGACGUCUGAACUGGGACGAUAGGGCAGUAGUUGCAGAUGACCCUCAUUUUCAGGGUAGAGGAAACAAGAGCAGUGGAGAUAAUUUCCAUGCUGCUCCAAACAUAGAUCACUCACAGGACUUUGUUAGGAAGGAUAUCAAGGAGUGGCUAUGCUGGAUGAGAGAAGAAGUUGGGUAUGAUGGAUGGAGGCUUGAUUUCGUAAGAGGGUUUUGGGGAGGUUAUGUGAAAGACUAUAUGGAUGCUACCAAACCCUACUUUGCGGCUCUUCAAAAAUGUGAAUAUUGGAGACUCUCAGACCCAAAAGGGAAGCCUCCUGGUGUAGUUGGAUGGUGGCCUUCUCGUGCUGUAACGUUCAUAGAGAAUCAUGACACUGGCUCUACUCAGGGUCAUUGGAGAUUUCCUGGAGGGAAGGAGAUGCAAGGAUAUGCAUACAUCUUGACUCAUCCAGGAACACCAGCAGUUUUCUUCGACCAUGUCUUCUCAGAUUAUCGUUCCGAGAUUGCUUCUCUCCUCUCGCUCAGGAACAGACAGAAACUCCACUGUCGGAGUGAGGUGAAUAUAGAUAAGAGUGAGAGGGAUGUCUAUGCGGCUAUAAUAGAUGACAAGGUCGCAGUGAAGAUCGGACCAGGGCAUUACGAACCACCAAGCGGAUCUAAAAACUGGUCCGUAGCCGUCGAAGGCAGAGACUACAAGGUGUGGGAAUCAUCUUGA